GUUAAAAAUGGCCCAAUUGUAACCGAGCCCAUCUUCAAUUUAGGGUUUUCCAUUUUGUCUUCUUCUUUACUGUAUAGACAAACUGAAAUAUUUCCCAACUCCGACACCACGAAACAGUUUCUACAAUGGCCAUCUUCAAGUAUCACCAGUACCAGGUUGUGGGUAGAGGUCUUCCCACUGAAACUGAUGAACAUCCUAAGAUCUACAGGAUGAAAUUGUGGGCCACCAAUGAGGUGCGUGCCAAAUCCAAGUUCUGGUAUUUUUUGAGGAAGCUGAAAAAGGUCAAGAAAAGCAAUGGGCAAGUUCUUGCCAUCAACGAGAUUUAUGAGAAAAACCCUACCAAGAUUAAGAAUUAUGGAAUUUGGCUGCGAUACCAGAGUCGGACAGGAUAUCACAACAUGUACAAGGAAUACCGCGAUGUUACACUAAAUGGCGCUGUUGAAUCCAUGUACAAUGAAAUGGCAUCCCGUCAUAGAGUCAGGCAUCCAUGCAUUCAGAUCAUCAAGACCGCUACGAUCCCAGCCAACCUUUGCAAAAGGGAAAGCACUAAGCAGUUUCACAACUCUAAAAUCAAGUUCCCCUUGGUGUUCAAGAAGAUUAGGCCCCCAACCAGGAAGCUCAAGACGACAUACAAGGCAACAAAACCAAACAUGUUUAUGUAAUUCUCGGUUAAUUACAUAUUCUGCUUGGUGUUUUGAAGCUGUUUGAUUCGUUAUAAGCAUAGGAAGAGGUUUUUGUGAAGGUGAAUCACAUAGUAACAAGCUCUGGAUAUUGAGUUUUGGAAUUUUGGUGUCUUGUUUUGAUUGUUAUUUUAUUUUGCUUAUCAUUGAGGAUUUGUUCAGAGUUGGUUUUGAAUCUAGAGAUUUCAUUUUGACAUGAAUAAAUGUUUUUCAUUAUGUUUUUAUUUUGAAGUUUUUCUUUUGGUGACUUGAAA
Molecule: messenger RNA, 934 nt
Organism: Vicia villosa (hairy vetch)
Lineage: Eukaryota; Viridiplantae; Streptophyta; Magnoliopsida; Fabales; Fabaceae
Product: large ribosomal subunit protein eL20-like
Exons: 4
Coding region: 126-662 (178 amino acids)
Biological process (GO): translation
Cellular component (GO): cytosolic large ribosomal subunit; ribosome
Molecular function (GO): structural constituent of ribosome
Source: RefSeq, a predicted model, not a curated record